AUGUCUUGGGUGAAAGCUGCGUCGUUCAACGGUGAAGACGUGUUCGACGAGAAUGCGGACGAUCUUUAUUUACAGAGUAAAGAGUGGGCAUCCAACAUGAAGAAACGGAUCAAGGACGGUUAUGUGGACGGAGUGAAUGCCGGAGAGGAGGCCUCGCUUCAGAUGGGGUUUAACAUGGGAUUCAGAGAAGGAGCAGCUCAGACCGUGGCUGUGGGUCGACUCAAAGGGAUUGUGAGCGCUGUAUGGUGCUGGUGCCAGAUCCAGCAUCCAGAAAAGCCCGCCCCGUCUCAUCUGAUCGACCUCCUGCAGCAAGUGACGCAGCACGAAGAGGGAAUCAUCGACGGCAUCAGGAAAACUCUGGAGAAUCCUCCUCCGAGCGUGAGCGACGUCUCUGAGAGCAUGGAGGACCUGGAGGUGAAACCUGCAGGUUGCGAAGAGACGGACUGCUGCAGGAGCGAACAGAAAAUGGACCUGGACGGUUCUCAUAAUCAGCAGAAUCUCCGCUGUGAGUCCAGCUGCGCCGCCUCGGGGUCAGCUGAAGGUCUGGACCUCCUCGUGCAGCGCUGCAUGGAUCUAGCUUCAGAGCUGGAGCUGCCGCAGGAACUGAUCAACCGCAUAGAGGAGCUGAGGAACAUGUAAAAAUACCUGAACCGCUGCGAUCUGACCGGGAUUUAGAGACUUUUAUACACAAAACUGGAAUAAGUUUCAUGUAAAUACUGUGUAUUUACAGGUUUUCUAAGUUAUUUUGGAAACAUUUUUAUAUAAAAAAGCAAUGUUUACCACA
Xiphophorus couchianus (Monterrey platyfish) is the source of this 784-nucleotide messenger RNA. It is a transcript of the gene otulina, whose product is annotated as OTU deubiquitinase with linear linkage specificity a. The transcript is spliced from 3 exons. Bases 1 to 639 code for a protein of 212 amino acids. Lineage: Eukaryota; Metazoa; Chordata; Actinopteri; Cyprinodontiformes; Poeciliidae. The record is from RefSeq and is a predicted model, not a curated record.